Sitodiplosis mosellana (orange wheat blossom midge) is the source of this 3864-nucleotide messenger RNA. RefSeq names its product dentin sialophosphoprotein. The record is from RefSeq and is a predicted model, not a curated record. Gene Ontology annotation, molecular function: actin filament binding. Gene Ontology annotation, biological process: actin filament bundle assembly. Lineage: Eukaryota; Metazoa; Arthropoda; Insecta; Diptera; Cecidomyiidae. The coding region runs from base 266 to 3259 and encodes 997 amino acids. The transcript has 12 exons. Gene Ontology annotation, cellular component: actin cytoskeleton; plasma membrane.
CAAUAAACAUGUCAUUGUCCGUGUCUGGAUCGACAACUGGUAAAACAACAAAAGUUUCAAGCACAUCAUCGACUGUCACCUCGUCCAAAACAAUAACCGUUUCAAAAAAGAAACUUCAGGAAGUGUGUUAAGAAGUCUAACCCGCACACAAAAAGAGCAUUUUCCAAUUUUGCUAUCGAUAAUUUGGUUUGCGUAUAUUGAUUGCCGUUUUUGAAAGAAUUUCCGCGAAAGGCUUGUAUUGAUUAUUUUAACCUGCGUCUUCGAAAUGAAUGGGCAAACAAUACCAUCCGUGGAGUCAGAUGUCAUUGUGAGCGACGGUGAAAAUAUCCGAUAUGGUGAGAAGAAAAAAUUGUCACUCACAUUACCACUGUUGAAUGUGAUCGUAACGAAUGCGGUCAACGAAGAGGGACAGGAUGACACCACCGUUGCUGUCAAACAAAAAGCCGCUGGUGAAAAAAUGGCGGCCAAUGAUUCGGUCAAAUUGGAAGUGACCGGCGUGGAUGGUGGCAGUGGUAGCACUAGCAGCGGUGAAUCGAGUAAAAUGAAAAAGAUCUACGAAUCCGACGAUACAUUCAUUCAAGCGAUAUUUUCGCAAACGAUCAAAUCAACAACCGCAACACCAACGGACGAUGAACCCAGCCAAGAUUUUGGUGAAGCAUUCAAGCAAUCAUCAACGAAAACCAGUCAAGAUGACAAUGAUGCAGAAACCGAUACAGUUGCUAUUGCUACCUCAGAUAAAAUUGAACAUGUUCCAACUGAUGAUCAGUCUGAAUCGACCAGUAAAGAACCAGCCGCAAUCUAUACAUAUUUUCAUCAAACAAUCGAAGAAGAUGAUUCACCCGAUGAUUUAGAUAAGACUACAAUCGAUUUAGAUUUAGAUGUUAAUGAUACCUCUGGCGCCGCCGCCACCGCAGCCGCUGUAACCUCUAACCCAAUUCCCAUACUAACCACCACCAUUUAUACACAUACAAUGGACGAUGAUAAUAAAACUCAAAUCAAUAUUUGCACGGAAGUGAAAGAGACCGAAUUUAGUGAUGAAAAAGAUUGUGGCGGUGGCGGUGCAUCGUGCGAUAAUAGCUUGAAUAAUACAUCCACCGCAUUCGCAUCGAAUGAAGCAAUCAGCGAACAAUCGGAACACAGUCUAACCCAACUAAACAGUUUAGAAUCCGAUCAAAGCGAUUCUCAAAAUGGCGAUGAGCAAAUCAUUGUAACAACCGAAAAAACAUCCAUAGAAAAAUCAGGACACAAAAAGAAAUCAUCGUCAGGUGAUCACAGUGAUAGCACGAAAAAUGGCACCGAAAAAAAGAAGAAAAGUAAAAAAUCCAAAAAGUCCACCAAUGAUGAAAAGGAAAAUAUUUCUGUUAGAUCAAGCUUUAGUAAAUUUGAUGCAUUGCAAAAGCAAAACAUGAAAAAUGUACGCACUGAUGAAGGUGUCAAAUUGAAUGGAUCGACGGAAGGGGACAAAACAUGCCGAUCAUGUGGAAAAAUCGUAUACAAAAUGGAGGAGAUAAAAGCGGAGAAAAGUGUCUGGCACAAGAAUAAAUGUUUCAAAUGCAGUCAAUGCAGCAAACCUCUAAGUGUCGACACAUUUGAAAGCCAUGAAGGUGUUUUGUACUGUAAGCUCCAUUUCAAAUCGCUAUUCAGUCCAAAAGCUGUCGAAGAUUCUGAACCAGAAGAACCGCGAAAACCCGAACUGAUUAUUCGUGAAAGUCAACCGGUCGAACUUCCACCGGAUGUGGUUCGUUCAUCGGAUAAAAAUGAUUUGGGAUUGAGUGAGCUGCAUCAAUUGAAUGUAAAAGAGCGGUAUAAUAUUUUUGAGCAUGCCAAAAAGGAUGAGCCACAUCAUAUGUUGGAUCGUGAAGAGCGUGUGCUGAAACGUGGCAAUACGGUUCUAUCAAAAUUGGCCAAAUUCAAAGCCAAAGGAAUGGAUGUGGGUGAUGCUGAAGCUAAUUUAGCCGCUGACGAUAAAUCCGAUGAUGAUGAAGCACACAAUGAAGAUGGUGAAGAUAUCGAUCUGAUUCGUGCCAGAGAAGCACAAAUCGAACGACCAAUAUGCACCGUCAAUAUGGACGAUAUCAAGAGCAAAUUCGAAUCGGGUCAUUCGCAAUCGAGAGAAGAACGACGCGAAGAACGCAAACAAGAGAUACAAAGUAUUCGAUCGCGAUUAUUUAUGGGAAAACAAGCGAAAAUAAAAGAAAUGUACCAGCAAGCGGUAGCCGACAGUGAACAAUGUGUACGUGCCAGCAAUAAAAAACCAGAUGUUGACAUUGGCGAUAAAGCACGUUCGAUCAAAAGCAAAUUCGAAAAUGGAGAGGUGUUUAAAGACGAACAAAGCCAUUUGAAUCAGAUUGAUGAUAGCGCUGUAUUUGAGCAUGGUCUUGGCAAGCAAUCCCGUUCGAUUUUCAUGGAAAUUGAUGCAAAGGCGUCCGCAUCACCGCAACACACACCGUCAUCACCGGGACCAACAUCCUCCGCCAAGCGAAUAAAUCCAGUUUGGCCGCCCGAACAAAAAGAAAAUACAAAUGGCGCUGACGUUGUGAAAUAUGAUGAAAAAAUUGACGAGGUAAAAAUUAAAACGGCCGACAUUUCGAAUAAAUUCAAAUUUUUCGAAACAUACAAACCGGAAAGUAAAGAAAAGCGACCAUUUCGAAUGACACCACCAAGAGACGGUGUUGUACCACAAAACAACAAUGAUGACAACGACGAUGAUGAUGCUGCUGCGGCUGAAACACCCGCGAACGUUAAUAAUAUGUACGUUGAUGUAUCACAUAAUGCGGCACAAAGAAGUUCGACCACCACAAAGAUGUUGUCGGUGUUUCGGCAAAUGGAAGAAGAUGUGCGCGGUAAUCGGAACAAUCAAGGCGGUAUGAAACCAUUGAAAUGCUUUACACCCCCGCCAGACGAUGGCCGCCGUAUGAUUGAUAGCCGAAAUAGUCGAUCGGGCAGUGAAUACAGCGAUUCGGAGGGGGAAAGCGGCGACGAAGACAAUGAAUCGGACAGCGAUGAUGACAACAAUCAACGUCCCAUGGACGAAGCAUUGCAGCAAGCACAGGCAGCAGCCCGUGCCAAACAAUUACGUGCCAAAUUUGAGAAAUGGGAACAAAAAGAAAUCAAACGUGAACAAGACCAACUGUAUGAUGGCGAAGAUCAAUCGCAGAUCGACACCAGAUGCAUUCGAGCCAAGUUUGAAUCAUUGCGAAAUGCACCGUCUUCGCCCAGUCGUGAGAAGAUACAGGUCAACAGAUUUGUGGUAAAUUAAUAUUUCUUCUCCUCAAGUCCAUCCGCCAUCAUCAUCCAUUCACUCUUCUUCUCCUCGUUUACAACGAUUCAUUCUUUUUUUUCUAAUGUCCAUUCUAUUCCUUUUCUUCUUCUUUUUUCCCCUCUCUCUCUCUAAUUGUUUUUCCACAGUAAUCUAUCACUUUGGAUGUCAUGUGCAGUGUAUACUUCAAUUUUCGUUGUUGUCUAUAUCAAAGAGUGUUGAACAGAGAAGAAAGAAGCAGCAAAAAAAAACUUAUACAUUAUACGGAUAUAUAACAAGCAAACAAAAAAAAAACAGAAAACUUGGCACACAAACGAAUUUCACAGAAAAAACGUCUCACCGAUUUGAAUACAAAUCUUCGAGUGGCAGAAAAAAAAUCGGGAGCAAAGGAUAAGAAGAAAAAACAAUUUUUUUUGUUGAUGUUGAGAGAUUCAACUGGCACUGUAACAACCUAGUAAAAAGGAUAAUUUAUUUUAACUUUAUUAGACUAUUUGUUUUGUAUCCAUUCGACAGCAAUCUAUUCGUGUACAUGUUUUCUUAUGAUGCAAUAAAAAAAAACGUAGCUGUUAAAACAAUAAAACUGAAAUAAAAACUGAUAACUCAAA